AUGACUCUGACGUGGGGAUUCUGCGAGCACACGAUACUUUGUGCGCUGGACAUACAAGGAGAGAGUGACCAUAGAGCGCCGACUCAGACACAUGUCACCCUUGCCCGCCUUUCCCAGCCUCACAUACCGACCUCAAACGGCGACCACGAGCGUUGGCAACAGCAACAGCAGUGGAGUAGAUUUGGCCGCACUGGGAUGAGGAUUGCAAAUAAAUGGGUGCGAUUCCCCGAUUUUCAUAUUACCGACGACGACGACUACGGUAACGAUGACCGACGUCUUGUUCCCCCGCCCAUGUCUAAUCCUCCAUCCUCGCCGAUGCCUGCAAAGAAGCAGAGCAUCUUCGUUGUGAGCUGUCGUCGACUCGAAAACGCGCUGUCGGCCGUCUCAGGUCAAGGUUCAAACUCCUCGACCGCUGGUUCUUCGCCUAACGUGACACCAUCGGCGGCCGUCCACAACCCCGACGCGGCGCGAGCCCUCAUUCUUGAGUAUGAAGAGAGAGUCGCCGAAGCGGAGCAGGCACGAGAUGAGGCAGAGGCUCGAAGAAGGAUGGUGGUGGAUAACUGGCAGCAACUGGAGCGAUAUCUCCAAGGUCUUGAGUUCCAUGCCUCAGACGCCAGAGCGGGGUUCGCCCGGAUCUCGCUCACUAUUCUCAUCUUCGUCUACGAUAGGGCCUCCGUCUACCAAGGGCCCACACCGAAACAAUUCUACCGGCUCGACGGCAUCGACAAGCAAUCGUACCACCCACUAUCCCUUAUCGUCCUAACGUGCCCCCAUAUCAGCCACAUCAUCCAUCUCGACCCUACAGCCCGAAAAUGGAGGCAACCGCCCCCUCCCUCAAACGUCGCCAUGCCGUCUAGGCGGUAUUCACCACCACCUCAGCCUAUCCCUCCUCCAAUGGAGUACCGUGCUACCCGAUCGGGACGACAAUCGCAGGUGGAGCCAGGCCCUUUACCCCAACCAGGCCAGGUCCAAACGUAUCAGACGCACGUCUUCGCGCCGGUGGUGACGGGCGCUCCGGUGAAGAAGAGCAAGUUCGGCGCCAGUGGAAGUUCGGGCAAUCUAACAGCGAAUGGCUCCCAAAGCCAGGGCGACGUAAACGGCGUACAGUCGGCCCCUCCCCCACCUUCGUUUCCGCCGACGAAUGCUCAGAGUCAACGCAUAUGCAGACAGUGCGGGUUUGCCUGGUCGGUACAAAGAGGGAAAGCCCUGCACCCCAGCCACUGCGGGGAUAAGCCGAUAACCUCACAGAGGGAAUUGAGAUGUUAG
Pleurotus ostreatus (oyster mushroom) is the source of this 1266-nucleotide messenger RNA. RefSeq lists its product as uncharacterized. NCBI's taxonomy places the organism in Eukaryota, Fungi, Basidiomycota, Agaricomycetes, Agaricales, Pleurotaceae. Bases 1 to 1266 code for a protein of 421 amino acids. The transcript is spliced from 6 exons. The record is from RefSeq and is a predicted model, not a curated record.